Molecule: messenger RNA, 1593 nt
Organism: Fusarium pseudograminearum CS3096
Lineage: Eukaryota; Fungi; Ascomycota; Sordariomycetes; Hypocreales; Nectriaceae
Exons: 2
Coding region: 1-1593 (530 amino acids)
Source: RefSeq, a predicted model, not a curated record
AUGUUUGGCAACUUCACCACCUUUGCCGGCAUCCCAGCCAAGAGCAAGGUAGACCCCAAGGACGUCCCGCCUCCUACGCCUGUUACUCUUCCUCGUUUCCAACCCUUUGCUCAUGACGAUGACCCCGUUGAUGAUGCUGUUGCGCUUUCAGCCCUCCUCCGGAACACGGGGCGAUCAACUGCUGCUCUCGGCCCUCUCGGGUUCUCUGCCAUUGGCCUCAACCUGAACCUCGAUGCUAAGCCUGUUGACCUCAUUCCUGAUCCGUCAUACAUCCCUGAUUUUGACGAUUGGGACAAGCUGACGCCAGAUGAGGCCCAGGAGAAGAAUCAGUCUACUCGAAAGCCCUUAAAGAACGGCAACCUUUCUCCUGGAUGUCAUGUUUAUAUAGAACGAAAGAAGGAACUGUCCAAUGCCAACGAAGAUGCCUUUCGAACUGUCAGAAGGCUCCCGGCGCCCAAAGGAAAGACCCAGGCUCGACUAGGGAACGCUUAUGAGUUUUUCCGCUGCCUCGAAGGAUUUACUUCUUUCUGGGAUGACCCUACUCAGCCGCCACCACUCCCCCCUUCGCCUGAAGCACCUGCCGAAGGCACAUCGUCUGAUGGAACCACAAACUCGGAGGGUGAAAAACCUGUGAGCCCCAAGUUAGACGAUAGUUCUAGCUUCUUCAGAACCAGUGCCGGGUCGUCAAUGCCGCUUGAAUAUCGCAACAAUCUCAUGACAGCUUUCGUCAAACUUGUUGCCUAUGACUUUGGAUGCAACGUCUCACCCAGUCGAACCGAACCUCGACUUCACUUCAGCUCGCCACAAGGAUCUGGAUCUCGUAAAUCAUUCUGCCCCUCUGGCUGUCUCUUUGUAUUCCAGAGCCCGACUACCCGUGAGGCCGCUCGCGCGGGUGUAAUCCACGGACCUGUAGCUGCCGUCAGUGCCAGAGGGACAACCGACUUUACUCAGCCCGACCCCGAAAUGGCACAGUCACUUGACCUCGCUCGAGAAAUCGUAGCAGCUCUCAUCACGGCUCAGCAUCGUGCACGUGAAGGAAAGACGGAGAAGCGCUUUGGUGAGGGAGAGUGGUGGACAACCGAGAAGCGAUGGGGAGGUGGCUCUGGAGGCCCUAUCGGACGUGAGAUCGAGAAGGAUUCCGUGCAAGGCGAUAAAGACGCGAAACCCAGUGACGAAAACGGCCUGCCUAUGCCACUCGCUAAGAAAGCUCGCAAGAACAUGAGUAUCUAUGACAACUACCGCAUGAUUCGACCUCCUGCAGCAACAUGGGAUAAGAAAGCUCAGUAUGAGGCCAUCGGAAGAGUUAAGGGGGCUGACUACGACGAUAUCUUUGUGGUGAGCUCUUUGUUUCACCAUGUCUCAAUUCUCCGUGUCAGGGUACCAAAUCGACUGCUUGAAGUUCUGGACGGGGCACGCGAGCCAGAAACAGGCGGGCGUAGUUGGGGCAAGGUUGAGGCAUGGAGGAGUCCCUGGUACGAUCUAUUUGACACAGUGGAACGUCUAGCUGCUAUGAAGCUAGUAUGGGGGAUGAUGGCUUAUCAGAUGAGGAAAGAUGACAGCAGUGACGGAGACGUCAAGAUGGCUGGUGCUUGA